AUGGCGGGGCAUGCUCUGAUGCUGUCAGCAUCCAGCCAAGCACGGCCUGGCAUCUUGCAGGUGCAGCGGGCCUUGAGAGUGCCCGGUGCGACCUUCACUGGAAAGGCGAGAUGCCGGCAGGGAGCAACGGUCGCCUCUUUGAGCCUCGCUGCGGGGAAGCUUCGGCGCCACGCAGCUUCGAGGGCUCAUCCCGGACGCCCGUUGGAUAAAUUCCAGGUCGGCGAGCAUGUGGAGGGGAUGGUGGUGCAAAUUUACUGCCCUGGCGGCGUCUCUGUAGAUGUGGGCUGCUCCGACACCUAUGCAUUCCUGGAAGUGGAGGAGUUCACAGAUGGUUUUCCACGGAAGGGGCCGUUCAAGUACAAGCCCGGAGAUCAGAUUUCUGCGAGGAUAUUAAGCGUGAACCCGGAAGCCAGGGCGGCGGGCCAUGGAGAGCCCGACCCGCAUGGAGAACACGGAGACACAGGCCGGCUGUACCUCACGCUGCGAUCGGGAGCGGACCUGGCGCGGCCUGAUCGUUACGUCGCGGAUUCAAGCAGGCCGGCAGACGUACGAGCUUUUCGGGAUACCGAGCAGGGUGAAUGGCUUACGGGAGAGGUGGUGAUGAUGUCGAGCUGGGCUGUGUACGUCAAGGUGACAUCACCUGCCGGAAAACCAUUUGUCGGCAUUCUUGCCGAGGAAGACUUCGACGGAGAAUUUGUGCAGGAUGUGGCUCGUGGCUCACAAGUUUCUGUGCGCAUUAAGGAG
Molecule: messenger RNA, 744 nt
Organism: Symbiodinium necroappetens
Lineage: Eukaryota; Dinophyceae; Suessiales; Symbiodiniaceae
Source: the annotation of a GenBank genome assembly